AUGCUGCCACCUUUUGCUCUCCUUUGUCUAUCUAUGGCUAUCGUUGAAGCCAUGGCAGGAACUCUAGGAGCUGGAAUUAUCUUGGCUGCCAGUUCAUUGAGCUGCAUGAGGAGCAAAACAUGGCCCCCAUAUGAUAUGAUCAUGAUCUUGCUGAGUUCAUUUAGAUUCAUCUCACAGUCAUGGGCUACACUGGAUUUCUUGAUGACUAUGUUUUCUGAACCCUUCUCUUAUAUAGAAAAAGUGUUCAUACCUGCCACGAUAAUUUUUAUGGUCCUGAACUACUCCAGCCUCUGGUUUGGAGCAUGGCUUAGUGUCUUCUAUUGCAUCAAGGUUGCCAGUUUUACAGAGCCUUUCUUCAUCUGGUUGAAGCAAAGAAUUGCCAGGCUGGUGCCCUGGAUGCUGCUCACAUCAUGGCUCUGCUCCAUCACAGCUGCAAUUCCCUUUGCCUUGCAUGUCUACAGGGUGUACAACAACUUCACUGCUCCUUCAUCCCUGACAAACUCUUCAGCAAUGAGAACCACAAGGAAAGACAGUUUGGAUGUAUUAAUUUUUCUCUCUAAUGCCAGUAUAGGCAUGCCUUUAAUCCUGUCUGUUGUUUCAAGUGUCCUGCUGGUUCGGUCUCUGUGGAUACACACCAGACGGAUGCAAAAUAAUGCAAGCGGCUUCAGGGAUCCCAGCUUACAGGCACAUAUGAAAGCCAUCAAGGCAGUCUGUUCCUUCCUCAUCCUUUACAUUGUAUAUUUUAUUUGUGUGCUUCUCCUCUUAUUCUCUGGUUUUUCACCUUUCAGCAGUGAAGAAUUGAUCUGUAUAGUUUUAAUCACUGCAUGUCCUACAGGACACACGUUGGUUUUAAUUUGGAGCAAUCCAAAAUUUCAAGAGCUGCCAGCUAGGAUUUGGCACCACAUUAACUGUCAUGUCAGAACUGCAUCCAUGUAA
Messenger RNA from Prinia subflava (tawny-flanked prinia), 936 nucleotides. RefSeq names its product taste receptor type 2 member 40-like. Gene Ontology annotation, cellular component: membrane. Gene Ontology annotation, biological process: G protein-coupled receptor signaling pathway; sensory perception of taste; detection of chemical stimulus involved in sensory perception of bitter taste. NCBI's taxonomy places the organism in Eukaryota, Metazoa, Chordata, Aves, Passeriformes, Cisticolidae. Bases 1 to 936 code for a protein of 311 amino acids. The transcript has a single exon. The record is from RefSeq and is a predicted model, not a curated record. Gene Ontology annotation, molecular function: G protein-coupled receptor activity; bitter taste receptor activity.